CCGCCCCGGCGUCGCGUUGCUCAACCCGGCCGCGGGAGCAGCGGGCGAUGGCCGGAGAGGAGGAGGACCCGCUGGGGGCCGACACGACCUCGGCCCUGGGCGCGCUGCUGGGCUACCGCGCCUACGCGCGCCGCUGGGUCUUCUUGCUCGUCCUCAGCCUGCUCAACUUCUCCAACGCCACGCUGUGGCUCAGCUUCGCGCCCGUGGCCGACACGAUUGCCCACCACUUCCUCCUCUCCACCAAGCAGAUCAACUGGCUUUCACUGAUCUACCUUGUGGCGUCCAUUCCGUCCGGUGUGGUGGCCAUCUGGGUUCUGGACUCUGUUGGGCUUCGCUGGGCAACCAUCGUGUGCGCGUGGCUGAACUUUGCUGGGAGUGUGUUCAGAACCCUGCCCUUCCUGUUCCUCGAGAUCCAGGACCCAUUUGCCUUCCUCAUGGGUGGGCAGACCCUCUGUGCUCUGGCACAGACCCUGGUCAUCUUCUCUCCGGCCAAGCUGGCUGCCUUGUGGUUCCCAGAGCACCAGCGAGCCACAGCCAACAUGAUCGGCACUAUGUCAAACCCCUUGGGCAUCCUGGUGGCCAACCUGCUGUCACCUGCCCUGGUGAAGAAGGAGAAGGACAUCCCCAUGAUGCUGGGUAUCUAUAUCAUCCCUGCCGGCCUCGCCUGUCUCCUGGCCACUGCCUGCCUCUGGGAGAGUGUGCCUCCCAGCCCACCUUCUGCAGGGGCGGCCCACUCCACCUCAGAGAAGUUCCUGGAUGGGCUGAAGCUGCUCUUGCGCAACAGAGCGUAUGUCAUCCUGGCUGUGUGUUUUGGGGGCGGCGUCGGCAUCUUCUCCAGCUUCUUGGUCCUCCUGGAGCAGGUCCUUUGUGUGAAGGGCUACUCCAACGAAUUUGCAGGCCUUUGCGGGGCUCUCUUCAUUGUGUUUGGAGUCCUGGGGGCACUUGUUCUCAGCCUGUAUGUGGACCGGACCAAACACUUCACUGAAGCUGUCAAGAUUGGCUUCUGUCUGACCUCCAUGGUCUGCGUGGCCUUUGCCCUGGUGUCUCAGCUGCAAGGACAGACCGUGGCGCUGGCCGCCAUCUGCUCUCUGCUGGGGCUCUUCGGCUUCUCGGUGGCACCCAUUGCCACGGAGCUGGCGGUUGAGUGCUCCUUCCCUGUGGGGGAGGGUGCAGCUGCAGGCCUGGUCAUCGUGCUGGGGCAGGCCGAGGGUGUGCUUGUCAUGGUACUGCUGACUGCCCUGACUGUGCGUCGUGCGGAGCCGUCCAUCUCCACCUGCCAGGAUGGCCAGGGCCCACUGGACUGGAAGGUGUCCAUGCUGCUGAUGGCUGGCCUGUGCACCCUCUUCAGCUGUUUCCUGGUGUUCUUCUUCCAUACCCGGUACCGGCGCCUACAGGCUGAGGCCAGUGUGAGCCACUCCAUCCAGGAGGACAUGUCCCCAGCAGCUGCAGAUCACGUGCCCCGCCCGGGAACCACCCUCUGAAGCUCUGCUUGGGCACACCCCCAUGACCUCCAGCAUGGACUGCAGGAAGCUCAGGCACAACUCAUUCCUGGAGCCAUUCUCCUGGCCCUGCCUGCUUGUCUGGGGGAGCCCUGAGCCACUGGAGCCCCCAGGCCUUACAGAGAUGUCACGGGGGACCGUGCAGAGUUCUGGAAGUCUGAGGAGCAGUCGGUGCAUCAGGAAGUGGUCAGGUUGAAGGGGAGGCCGGGAGGGGUAGGCUCUCAUCACAGGGUGAUAGCAUCCAGCAGAUGCCAGAGGGAGUUGGAGCCCUUGGCACACCCAGAGCGCAGCAGGAUGGCCUAGGGGAGACCCCAUGGCUAUAGCAAGAACUGCUGGCACUGUGUAGACAAGCAGCCACUGGCCAGGCAGGUGCCCCAGUGGCCAGGCCAGACCCAGGAUGGCUGGUGCAGGAGCCCUGGCAUGAGGGACAAGGUCUGAGGGGGAGCUGGAUGGAUUGGGAGUCCUGAGGGCCCCCAGCAUGAUUGAGUCUGAGUGGAGAGUUGCGAGAAACGCCUUCCUUGAGGGGUCCCAACCCAUAGCUUUUCUCAACCUCUGCUGACCACUGAGUGACCUGACUCCCAGCCCGAGUGCUAGGACAGCAGGUGGGGUCAGGCUGGGCUGGGAGGGGGAAGCAGAGGGAAGGUCCUACAGGCAGAUUAUCCCCUUGCAAAUCCUCCAUUCCAGGCAGAUGCUCCCUCUGCCACCAGACCCUCCCCUCCAGACUCUCCCAGUUCCAAGCAAACACUUCUACCCCCAGGGGACCCUCCCCCAAACUCCCCGCUGAGAGUCUGGGGACUCUCCCACCCCCAGGCAGAAGUUCCCCACCCGCAGACCUUCCCACCCGCAGGUGGACAGCUCCCCUUCUCCCUCCGCAGGCACUAGCAGGCAGGUUUGUGGGGUCAUGUUUAUUGAAUUGGCUGCAGCCCAGGUGGGGAUGGGGGAGAUGCCCCUCACUCUUCCUUCUCCUCCCCGUGGGUGAGCACGUAGCUCAGUGCCUUAUAGUCCAGGUUGCCUGCAGCAUCAAUGGUGGCAAACUGGAACAUCUGGUUAACCUGCAGGCCGGUAUGGUUGGGGAGUCAGGACCAGGGAGGAGGGGAAGGGGCAAAAUGGUCUGGCAAAUUACAGGUGCUGAACUCCA
Molecule: messenger RNA, 2637 nt
Organism: Ailuropoda melanoleuca (giant panda)
Lineage: Eukaryota; Metazoa; Chordata; Mammalia; Carnivora; Ursidae
Gene: SLC49A3
Product: solute carrier family 49 member 3
Exons: 10
Coding region: 48-1481 (477 amino acids)
Biological process (GO): transmembrane transport
Cellular component (GO): membrane
Molecular function (GO): transmembrane transporter activity
Source: RefSeq, a predicted model, not a curated record